Symbiodinium pilosum is the source of this 580-nucleotide messenger RNA. NCBI's taxonomy places the organism in Eukaryota, Dinophyceae, Suessiales, Symbiodiniaceae. The record is from the annotation of a GenBank genome assembly.
GUUGCGGGCGCCGAGGGCGAGGACUGGGACAUCGAGAACGGCAACGAGUUCGACCUGUUGGACGAUGUCAUCUACGAAGGCUUGCUGAGUCGAGUGAAGGCGGGCGACUUUGACGCCGGCAUGCUUGGACCUCCUUGUGGCACGUUCUCGAACGCCAGGAGAGAGGAAGACUUUGGACCACGGCCUCUUCGGCAAUCUGAUCCUGUUGGUGUCUACGGCAGGAAGGACCUGACUGUUGAGGAGGCGAAGUCGGUCAAGGAUGCCGUCAGUAUGUUCGACUUGCCUGAGUUGCAGCAGUUAGCUGGCCUGGAUGGCGUCACCUUCGUGGAGAUCGCUCAGUGUGCCUACGGGGCCCCGACGUCCAAGCCCACCACCUUGCUGAACUACAAGGCUGCCUUCUACUGGUGCUUGGCGCUGGAGUCCGCAUCCACCCUUGAAAGGCAAGGAGUGGUGGAUACCCGCAGAUCGAUGGCCGCGGCGUACCCGGCGGAGAUGAACCGGUACCUGGCCCUUAAGCUGUUGGCUGGCACUGAGGGCUCGGACGGCAUCGUCAACGACAUCGGCGACAUGAAGCUGACGG